Messenger RNA from Meyerozyma guilliermondii ATCC 6260, 1926 nucleotides. RefSeq names its product Hgt19p (gene HGT19). Gene Ontology annotation, molecular function: myo-inositol:proton symporter activity. Gene Ontology annotation, biological process: transmembrane transport. Gene Ontology annotation, cellular component: membrane. The record is from RefSeq and is a predicted model, not a curated record. The transcript has a single exon. NCBI's taxonomy places the organism in Eukaryota, Fungi, Ascomycota, Pichiomycetes, Serinales, Debaryomycetaceae. Bases 1 to 1926 code for a protein of 641 amino acids.
AUGACAGAACCAACAAAUCCCAACCAAGAUGGGCUCUUUGAGCACACCAGUUCUUCCUCGAGUGUGGCUGAGAAACAAAAGAACACUUCUGAUGUGGAUUCCACUCAUUCCAGAAACGUGGAAGCUGGAGGUGGAGAGCGUGGUAAUAUUUUAUCACAAUAUUCUGAAAAACAGGUGAUGCAAAUGGGUCGUAAUUACGCCUUGAAACAUGACUUGGAUGCCGAUUACUUUGCUAGGGCUGCUGCCUUGGCUAGAUCUCCUGGAGAUUUCAAUUCUAUGCCAUUCUUGACCGAAGAAGAAAAGAUUGGCUUGCAUCAAGAAGCUACUAAGAAAUGGCACGUUCCAAGUAAAUUGGUUCAGGUCAUUGCUGUGGGUUCCAUGGCUGCUGCUGUCCAGGGUAUGGAUGAGUCUGUUAUUAAUGGUGCUACUCUUUUCUAUCCACUUGCUUUCGGAUUGUACGAAAAGGUGGAUGGAAAACUGGUUUUCAAAAUGAAAAAUGCCGAUCUUAUCGAAGGUUUGGUCAAUGGUGCACCUUACCUUUGUUCUGCUGUUAUCGCUUGUUGGAUGAGUGAUUUCAUCAAUAGAGAAAUCGGUAGAAAGGGCACUAUUUUCUGGACCUGUUUUAUUUCUGCAAUUACUUGUUUUUGGCAAGGUUUCGUCAACAAUUGGUACCAUUUAUUCAUCGCUCGUUUCAUGCUUGGAUUCGGUAUUGGUAUUAAAUCGGCCACAGUUCCUGCCUAUGCUGCUGAGUGUACCCCUAAACAUAUUCGUGGUUCCUUGGUGAUGUUAUGGCAAUUUUUCACCGCCGUGGGUAUCAUGUUUGGUUAUGUUGCAACCCUUGCAUUUUACUAUGUUCCGGAUCGUGGAAUUGGUGAUGGACUUAACUGGCGUUUAAUGUUGGCUUCAGCUAUGAUCCCUGCCGUCAUUGUUUGUUUCCAAAUUCCAUUCGUACCCGAAUCUCCCAGGUGGUUGAUGGGUAAGGGUAGACAUAAGGAAGCAUUUGAAUCUUUGUGCCAAUUACGUCAUGAAAAAAUGGCAGCUGCCAGAGAUACGUUUUAUCAAUUUGUUUUACUUCAAGAAGAAGGUUCUUAUGUCGGAGUUCCUACUUACAAGCGUUUGAUUGAAAUGUUCACCGUUCGCAGAAACAGAAAUGGUGCUCUUGGUGCGUGGGUUGUAAUGUUCAUGCAACAAUUUUGUGGUAUUAACGUUAUUGCCUACUACUCGUCUUCUAUUUUCAUCGAGGCAGGAUUCGGUGAAGUUUCUGCCAUGCUUGCUUCGUGGGGUUUCGGUAUGAUCAACUUUGUGUUUGCUAUUCCAGCAUUUUUGACCAUUGAUAAAUUUGGAAGAAGAAACUUGUUGUUGACCACUUUCCCCUUGAUGGCCAUUUUUUUGAUCAUGACUGGUGCUGGUUUCACCAUCGACUAUAACGAUAGAGGAAAGAACGCCGUGAUUAUUCUCGGUAUCUACUUGUUCUCUGCCGUCUACUCGUCUGGUGAAGGUCCAGUUCCAUUCACUUAUUCCGCCGAAGCAUUCCCCUUAUACAUUCGUGACCUUGGUAUGGGGUUCGCUACUGCCACCUGUUGGUUCUUCAACUUUAUUUUGGCUUUCUCGUGGCCAAGAAUGAAAAAUGCCUUCCACCCAACUGGUGCCUUUAUGUGGUAUGCCGGAUGGAAUAUUGUUGGGUUUUUCUUGGUGUUGUGGUUGCUUCCCGAAACUAAGGGCUUGACCUUGGAGGAAUUGGACGAGGUGUUUGAUGUACCACUCAGAAAACAUGCGGCCUACCAAACCAGAAGUUUUUUUAAUGGAUUUAAGAGAAACAUUUUGCGCCAGAACGUCGACAAGUUGCCUCCAUUGUACGCCCACCACAGAUUGGCUGUUACAAACGAAGCGUGGAACGACAAGACUGAGGUGUCGCACGUUGAGUAG